UGCCCUCUUUCCCUAGGGUCACCCCCGCUGUCACAUAUGAUGUGUGGGCAGUGACCAGGGACCUGACACUGCAGGAAAAGGCUCUCCAAGACAAUGUAAGACCUGAGGACUUUCUCCGGUUCUGGACUGAAGGAAGAUAUGGAAACUGAGACCCGGAGAGAUGAAGUAGCUUAAUCAAGGUCAAAUCUCAAGGAGGCAGAAGCCCUGAAAUUUUACUGAUGUUCUGUUGGACUCCACCUAUCUCUCUACAAUUGUAUCACAUGGAAUCUUUGAAAGGCAGGUUGCAUAUGUCUCUGGAUGUCUUUAAAGAUAUGUCACGAAUGCAUAUGACAGCACCAACUUGUAAACUCUCCACAGACAAGCCAAUUUCAUCAGCACCUAGUGAUAUGGUCUACACAUGAGGUUCCAUCAUCUGGAGCUGGACAACUCUGAGCCCUGAGCACUAAAAGUGACUUCAUGCAUGUAUACCUAUGGUUCAUUUUCUUUAGGUGUAUGGAUGAGAUGCCAUGGAACCAGGGAAUCUCACGUGGGUAUCAGAAUUUGUCUUCCUGGGGUUCUCACAGACUCGAGAGCUCCAGCUUUUCCUGUUUCUGGUGUUCCUGAUUGUCUACACCACCACUGUCGUGGGAAACCUCCUCAUCAUGGUCACGGUGACCUCAGACACACGGCUCCACACACCCAUGUACUUUCUGCUCCGAAAUCUGGCUGUCUUAGACCUCUGUUUCUCCUCUGUCACUGCCCCAAAGAUGCUGGUGGACUUCCUCUCUGAGAAGAAGACCAUCUCCUACCAGGGCUGCAUGGCCCAGAUCUUCUUCUUCCACUUUCUGGGAGGCGCCAUGGUCUUCUUCCUCUCAGUCAUGGCCUAUGACCGCCUUGUUGCCAUCUCCCGACCCCUCCACUAUGUGACCAUCAUGAACACACAGCUCUGUGUGGCACUAGUGGUGACAGCCUGGAUGGUAGGUUUCGUCCAUUCCAUUGCCCAACUGGCUCUGAUGCUCCCAUUGCCCUUCUGUGGCCCCAACGUCCUGGAUAACUUCUACUGUGAUGUCCCACAAGUGCUGAGACUUGCCUGCACUGACACCACCCUCCUGGAGUUCCUCAUGAUCUCCAACAGUGGGCUGCUGGAUGUCAUCUGGUUCUUUCUCCUCCUGACCUCCUACUCAUUCAUCCUGGUGAUGCUGAGGUCCCACUCUGGGCAGGCGAGGAGGAAGGCAGCUUCCACUUGCACCACCCACAUUGUCGUGGUGUCUAUGGUUUUCAUUCCAAGCAUUUACCUCUAUGCCCGGCCCUUCACCCCCUUCUCCAUGGACAAGGCUGUGUCCAUCAGCCACACGGUCAUGACCCCCAUGCUCAACCCCAUGAUCUACACCCUGAGGAACCAGGAGGUGCAGGCAGCAGUGAAGAGACUAGGGAGGCGCCGGCUGGUUUGUAAAAGGGAGUGACAAUGAGUGGGUCACUUCUCUCUGGCUUUGUUUUCCAUUUGUAAAAUGGAGGGAAAGCUACUGUGUCUGCUGGCUGUCUUCAUAGCUUGUGCAUAUGUUGUGGAGGUCAUCAUAGAAGUGAGUGAGUUUUGAAACUAAGCAACUGACUCAGAUUUUUGGGAAAAAGGGAAAAGUCCCCUUUGGUGGCUAAGGUUUGUGCCAGGUUUCUAAAACCCCUGCUCAUUGAGAAGUGUUCUCAUGACUCUGGAAAGCUACACCCUUCUUUCCCCCUUCUUGGGGGAUCGUUUCCUCUUGUGAUGAGGACAUUUCCCCCAGCGAAGGCACUUCUAGUUUAUGUGUUUUGACUUCUCUUCCCAGCACCCCUUUUGACCUGUGUCCAGAGUGUUAGAGAAAGCACAGACCUUGAAGACAUAGCCUUAGCUUGGGAGCCCUUGACCCAUAUGUUACCAGACUGCUGACCUUGGAUAAGCUACCUGGCCUCUCUUGAACUCAUGGAUUCCUCCUCACCAAACUGGCAUAAAGCAAUAUCUGUCCCAAUAAUCUCACAGAUUUGUUAUAAGAUCCAAAACGUGUAUAAGAAUAUUUUAUCAACCUUACAUAGAACCUAUGUGAGGGUUAUUGUCAUUGUUAUGAUUAUUCCUAACAUAUAUUUUUUCAUGGGUUGAGCGGUGUUUUGGAAGUGUUUGGUGGCGAUUCCUCAGUGUGGUGAGGGAGGCAUGGAGAGGGUGGGAGCUGAACUUCAGAGGGCCAUGCAGCAUGCCCAUGAAUGAAACAGAGAACAGAGAGUAAGCAUAAAUUCAGGGGCAUGUCUUCAAGGAAAUAUUCUUAUUUUUAUUUGUGAUGGAUGAUUUAAACUCUUCUAUGACAGUAAGAUAUAUUCUCAUAGGAACAUUCUGGAAAGCCACACUCUCACACAUUUCUGCCUUCUUGGUGGACAGUUUCCUAUUAUUAUGACACCAUUUCUCCAUAAGAGCAUUGUAUUUUCUUUAUUUUGACCCCUUUUUCCAAUACUCUGUUUUGGUGUGAGUCUGGAUUGGUGGAAAUAGCACAAGACUUAGAGGUUAAGCUUUAAAUGAAAAUCUCUAACCCAUAACUUACCAAACUGAUGACCUGGGAUGAACCACUUGACCUCUCUUGGCCUCAUGACUUCUUCUUCAAUAAAUUUGCUUAAAUUAUUAUCUGACCUCCAAACCUCCCAAAUUUAUUAUAAGAAUCAAAUAAAAAAUCAUGUGAGAAAACAUUGGGCAAACCAUGUAAAUAUUUUUCUUCCAGUCUUUUUUUGAUGAUUGUAUUUUAUUUUCAAAUUUGAAAAUAUCAUGAAUGUUCAGAUUAUUUCUGCAUUACAUUUUCAGUGUAGAAUAAUGAUUGUUGCAAACAAAGGAUUAUGUGUAAAAUACAUGUAAGUUCUAGAACAUUAUAGCAUUAUGAGAGCUCCUAGAAAGACUACUUGAUGUAAGAAAUAGAAGUUACCAGUAACUUAUACCUACCCACAGGGUCCUCUGCCUCACAUUCACUCUCUCCUCCCCAGUGAAACUGUUUUCUUGAAUUUUGCAUUUGCCAUCCUAUUGCUUACAAAAACACUUCUAUCACAUUUUUACAUAAUCAGUAAAUAUACUGAUUCUGUUUUGUUUUAUUUUGAGCUUUCUGAAAAUAUCCUACUGGACAUAAUAUUCUUGGAUUUACUUCUUUUUCCACUCAACAUUAUAUUUUUAAGCUUAUUUGGUUUGUUUCCAGGUUUGUUUGUUUGUUUGUUUUGCUAUUGAAAACAGUGCUAUUUUGAAUAUUGCCUUAUUUGUCUCCAAUUGCCAUGUUGAGGAGCUAUGGGCUAUACCUUGAAAUAGAAUUGCUGGGAGGGACGCCUGGGUGGCUCAGUCGGUUGAGCGUCCUGACUUUAGAUUUUGGCUCAGGUCAUGAUCCCAGGGUUCUGGGAUCAGGCCCUGUGUUGGGCCCUGAGUUGAGUGUGGAGCCUGCUUAGGAUUCUUUCUCUUCCUCUGCCCCUCUCCUCUACUCUUGCUCUUUCUAUAAAAGGAGAGUGAGAGAGAGUGAAAGAGAGAGAGAGAGAGAGAGAGAGAGAGAGAGAGAGAGAGAUGGAAAUGCUAGGUUUUAAGAUCUUCAAAAAUAAAACUUUACAAAACGGUGCCAAAUUGUUUUCCAAAACUGUUGUACCAAAUUACACGUCCAUAAGCGGUGUCUAAGUGUUCCCACCAAUUCACAUCCUUCUAGCAGUUGAUAUUCUGAAACAUCUUAAUUUUUGCCAGUUUCAUGGGUAAAAAAUAUUUUCUCUGUAGUCUGUAAUCAUUUGCAUUUCUCUCCUCCCUAAUGGUUCUUUCCAUGUUUUUAUUGCUUUCACUUUUCCUGUGAAUGCCUUUCAUUAAUUUUUCUCUUAACUUUUUCUAGUGAAUGUGGGAAUUCUCACAUAAUUUGAUUACUGAUCAAUUGUUGGUUAUGUUAUAUACAAUAACUUCUCCCAGUUUGUGAUUUGUCUCUGUGGUGUUAAUUUUAAUGUAGUUGGAUAUAUUAGUCUUUCAUUUCAAUAUGAACUCAUUGAUCUCUAAUUUAAAAAAAAAUUGCUUCUUACCCAGAGGACAGAAAGAUAUUCUACAUAUUUCUUUUAUCUUAACUUAAAAAAUUUUUAACUUCUUGAAAAAUCUGAGAUUUAUAGAAAAGUUGCAAGUGUAGUAGAAGGACUGUUUUUUCCUGAAAGCUUGAGGAUCAGUAGCCGAUCUGAUGCUCACCAUUCCUUAAUACUUGAACAUGCAUUUUCUGCAAAGAUGUUUUCCUAUGAUACUGCCACACAUUCAUCCACACUGUUGCAGUAACAAUAUGUUGCUAGAAUCCAGUUUUCAGCCUCUAUUCAAGUUUUGCCAAAUAUCACAGUAAAGUCAUCUAGAAAGAGAAGCUGGAUCCAAAUCACAUGUUGCAUUUAGUUGUGUCUUUUUAGACAUCUCGAAUCUGGAAGAGCUUCUUGAAUUUGGUUAUCUUGGCACUUUCAAAGAUUACAGGCCAGUGAUUCUGUAGAAUGUCCUUUAAUUUGGAUUUGGCUGAUAUUUCGGGUGAUUAGCUUCAGGUGAUGCAUUUUGGUCACUCUUUCAAGGACAUCCCAGAAGCCAUGCUGUGUGUUCUUAUUGCAUGUUAUGAGGUGCGAUUGAUGUUGCUUUGUCUCAUUACUAAUGCCCUAUCACUUCGAUUACUUGACUGAGGAGGUGUUUGUUAGGAUUCUCAUCUUUGUUAUCAUUUUUCUCUUGAAAAAUAGUAAAUAUUUUGUGAGGAGGUACUUUGAGACUAUGUCAAUAUCUGGUUCUUUAUCAAACUUGCAGUUUAUUCUUUUGUUUAUUUCUAUCUGUGUGGACUUGUAUUUUCCUUUUUUUUAAUCAAUUGAGUUAUAAUCUGUUACUAAUUUGUCCCAGAGUUGGCCAGUUGGAGUCUCUUCAAGGUGCUUUUUCAAGCACAUCCUUACUUUCUGGCACAGUGUCAUGAACAUGCUUAUCUUAUAUUUUCCUGUUCUGGCUCUGGAAUCAAGUAUUUCUCUAAACAGUCCUGCCAAAAGCAAUUUUGGUGAAGAAUGGUGUUUACGGGUCACUAUCUGGGUGCUUGGAGUGCUCACUGAUUUAGCCAGGGUCAUGAAGAUUUACUCUAGUUUUCUAAGAGUUUUAUAACUUUAGCUCUUAUAUUUAGGUCUUUUUUGAAUUAUUUUUUUAAGUUUAUUCAUUUAUUUUUGAGAGAGAGGGAGCACGAGCAUGAGCCAGAAAGGGGCAGAGAGAGAGGGAGAGAGAGAAUCCCAAGCAGUCUCCACACUGUCAGCAUGGAGCUGAUGCAGGGCUUGAACUCACGAACUGUGAGAUUAUGACCUGAGCUGAAUCAAGAGUCAGACGCUUAACCUACUGAGCCACCCAGGCGCCCCUCGAGUUAAUUUUUGUAUAUGGUAUAAGGUAGCAAUCCAACUUUAUUCUUUUUUGUGUAGAUAUCCACUUGUCCUCGUGCCAUUCAUUGAAGAGACUAUUUUCCCCCAUUGAAGAGUUCUUUGAAAAUCAA
Molecule: messenger RNA, 5474 nt
Organism: Neofelis nebulosa (Clouded leopard)
Lineage: Eukaryota; Metazoa; Chordata; Mammalia; Carnivora; Felidae
Product: olfactory receptor 4D2-like
Exons: 2
Coding region: 507-1442 (311 amino acids)
Biological process (GO): G protein-coupled receptor signaling pathway
Cellular component (GO): membrane
Molecular function (GO): olfactory receptor activity; G protein-coupled receptor activity
Source: RefSeq, a predicted model, not a curated record